This is a messenger RNA of Morus notabilis, 7359 nucleotides long. RefSeq lists its product as uncharacterized. The record is from RefSeq and is a predicted model, not a curated record. The coding region runs from base 295 to 6951 and encodes 2218 amino acids. NCBI's taxonomy places the organism in Eukaryota, Viridiplantae, Streptophyta, Magnoliopsida, Rosales, Moraceae. The transcript has 16 exons.
CCGAAAAAGCCACUGAGAAAGUAUCUCAAACACACACGCUCGUACUCUUUCUUUCUCUUCUUUCUCUUUCUCUCUCUACUCUCUCUCUCUUCGUCGUCGUUUUCUGCUCUGUUUACCCUUCGCCGGAACCCUAAUUCGAUCCCAGAGAAACUCGAAGACUUCGGACGAGACUAACGGCUAGGGUUUGGUUGAAGCAGUCGAUGAGUGUACGAUUGAGGAGCAGUUGAGGGCUGGAUUUCGUCACCGGAUGGAGGGAGGUAGCGUCUCUAGACUUUCUUCUUCUGGAAUACACCCAUGGAUUAUGAUGACAGUGAUCUUCACAGCCAAAAUUUUCAUCUAGCUGGAGAAGGGACUACUAAAUUUCCUCCUGUUUUGCGACCAUAUGCUCUUCCCAAGUUUGAUUUUGAUGACAACCAUUUGAGGUUUGAUAGUUUGGUUGAAACAGAAGUUUUCCUUGGUAUAGAAAGUAAUCAAGAUAAUCAUUGGAUUGAGGAUUUUUCUCGUGGAAGUAGCGGGAUAGAGUUCAAUUCAAGUGCAGCAGAAUCUUGUUCUAUUUCUAGGCGUAACAAUGUCUGGUCUGAGGCCACUUCCUCUGAAUCUGUUGAAAUGCUAUUAAAGUCUGUUGGGCAGGAAGAAAGUAUUGCUGCACCAACCAUCAUUGAGGAAGCAGAUGCCUGUGAUGAAUUUGGUUGCUUAACAAAGCAAAUGGAGCAUAGUUUGAAACAUGACGGUAGCAUUCUUUCUCAGACGAAGGAUGUUACAAAGUUAGAGACUGCGUUACCACCAGAUGAAAUUGCUGGAAACUCUUCUGGCUUAAAGGGGGAUGUAGGAGUGGACCAGCGUCACGUUGAGGAUCCUUCACAAAAUCAGGGAGGUGAAAGUGUUGUUCAUGGCAGUUCACACAACCGUGAUCCAAAUGCUGAUAGUCAAAAGGGUAGCUUACAUGUAAGUGUGGGAGAUAUCUUUGUGGAUUUAAAAUGCGACGAUGCAAACAGAAUGGACAUUGAUGAACAUCUGGAUGUCCAAAUGCAAGAAGAUUCUUUUGCUUCUAGAUUACGAGAUGAUAAUUUAGCAACGUCUGAGCAAAAUACCAUCACAAGCAAUACUGAACUUAAUAGUAAUGUCCAGCCUCAAAUCAAUGUUUCCUGUGAUGAGAAUCCAGAAGGUCAUGUGUUAAGCAAGGAGGCUAAAAUGGACAAUCAGAAUGCAUAUGUAAAUGUAGUUGAAAAUACUUGUCACAAUGAAAACCCUCUCCACUCAGCGUCUAAGGUGGAAACUGUUGCAGAGAUUAGUGUAAUUGAGGCAAACGAAAGAAAUGUCGAGGAUCCUUCUAGUGGGAUUCAAAAGGAACAUUCUGAGCUGCCUACAGUUGCUGGACGCAGUAAAGAUGAAUGUUCUGCAGUUCCUGUCGAGGCCAGUAAAAGUGAAGAUAUGGUGCUGUAUGAAGGCACAAGUAUUGGUGGUGAUCAUGUAGGAGUUAUACUUGCCAUACCACCAGAGGCCUUAAAAAAUGAUGUUCAGUCUGGGAGGCAUGCAGUUGAGGACAGCAACACAAGUUCUGAAAUGCCUUCUACUCUGGAACCAAAGACGGAUUAUGUAGAGAGCAGUGGCAUGGAGGAUGUGGUAGAAAGUGGGCGGCAGUUAGAUAAGGAGAUUCUAGUCCAAAAAUCCGAGACAUCUUUGUCAUCCAUUGAUGUUACUAAGACUUUUGAGGGUGAAGGUCUUGAAAAUGUUACAUGUUCUUCAGCUGAAUUAUGUGGUGAAACAGAUGUCACUGGAGCUUUGAAGCGUGUCCAUGAUGCUGUAGGAUCUUCCAGAGAGAAUCUGAGUGCUGAGAGCCAUGUUCUGCCCACCAUUCUAGUGGAUUCCACGCAAAUAUGUGAGGGAGACAAAGCCCAAGGGGAGGCUGAUGUUUAUACGUGUAAGCGAGAUGAUUCUGUGAGUGAAAAGGAGAACACAAAGUCACCUAAUGAUUGCAGUUAUAUGGAUAGUGAAUCUGUAGGUAAGGAAGUUGGUUCAUCACUUGGUGAAAGUAGCACAAAGAACGAGUUGGAUAUUUCAACAUUAGGAGUUACUGCUGCUGGAUAUGAAUCAGUGUCAGAUGCUGCCUUGCCGAAGUCCAACUUGGCUUCUGAUGAGAAGGGUGAUGAGGUUUCUUUUGCUUCUGAAAAUGGAGCGAGGACAGGAGUUGAUCACAGAGACAGUCAAAUGUCAGCUGUUCCUGUUGUGGGGUCGAUUUUCUUGGAAGUAACAGAAGAAGCUACAAGAAAACUUCUUGCUGAUUCAAGUGUAUCUUCUCAGGUAGAAGCUGUUUCUGAAGCUAAAGAAGAUACUCCUCGUGAUACUUCUGGAGAGCUCUUGUGCAAGACUGUUGAACAGUCUGUGUCAACAGUUAAUGAACUUACUGAGGGACGUGGAAAGGAGUUGAAUAUUUCUCCUGUUCUUUUUGAAUCUACCGCGACAGAUGUUGUUGUCACUGAAGCAGUAGCUUUGCCUGAAACUGACAAGAAGGCCGCCAUAAGAGAACAGGUUCUUAAGGAUGCUGCAAAUACUUCAGAACCAACUACAAAUAAAGAAGAGAUUCUCGCAGAGACUGAACCUCUACCAUUGGUUGAACCACUUGAUAGAACUUGUCAAAAUGUUCAGGAAGGCCAUAUAGUCACCCUCAUAUCGAAAGAUAAGAGUUUUAAGAAGACUAGUGAGUCAGACGCCAAAAAUAAUGGAGGCAGUUCUGUUGAUCGUAGCGUACCUACUCCUGGUUCCCCUAAGCUUUAUCAGGGUGUACAUGGGGCGGAAGAGGGUGUCAAGGGAUCCACAAAUCUGAAUUCCUCAGAUUCUAAGGUCUCUGAUGGUGAUUCUGGAAAGGUUGCAUCCGGUGCCCAAGAUUCAAAAAGAAUAGAUGCCUCCAAGGAGGGGCAAAGUGGGAGUUUUGGUGUCAGCUCAUCUACACAAUUGGCUAAAAGAGAUGCUGGAAAAAACUUGCAGUCGUACCCUGCUAGUUCAGCUGCAGGAAUUGCAGAGGGAUCUCCUUUAAAUUCUCUUGUGGGCCAAAUGGACCCCAAGAUUACUCAAGAUAUUUCUCAGGCAACUCCACAAGUCUCCAAUGUAGAAAUUGCACGUGGUCGCUCUAAAGGUACUCCCGAGCGUAAAUCCAGGCGAUCAUCAGCCAAGGCAACAGGAAAAGAUAAUGCAAAGAAAGGAAGUAAUUUGAAAGAAACAACUCCGGCAAAACAAGCAGAAAGAGGCGAAAAAUCAGCUCCAACUGGGAUUUUCCAUGUUAUGCAAUCAAACGAGAUGCAGCAUUAUGGACAUGUUGAAGGCAACAAUAAUAAUAAACCGUUCUUUGUUCUUGCUGCAUCAACAUCCAGUCUACCAGAUUUAAAUGCUUCGGCUUCACCUUCUACGGUUUUUCAACAACCUUUUACAGACUUCCAACAAGUGCAAUUGCGUGCCCAGAUCUUUGUAUAUGGAUCUUUGAUUCAAGGGACAGCACCUGAAGAAGCGUAUAUGCUGUCAGCAUUUGCAGGAUCUGAUGGUGGAAGGAGCAUGUGGGGGAAUGCCUGGCAAGCGUGUGUUGAGAGGCUACAAAGUCAAAAGUCUAAUCCUAUUAAUCCAGAAACUCCUUUGCAUUCACGUCAAACCUCUACCGCUACCACAAAACUAGACCAAGUUAGCAAACAGAGUGCUCCUCAAACUCAAAGUAAAGGUUUAUCCACACCAGUUAGUCGAUCAAGCACCAAGAGUUCUCAAACCAUUGUAAGCCCUAUGAUACCCCUGUCGUCUCCUCUUUGGAGUCUCCCCACACCAGUUGGUGACGGCAUGCAGUCUGGUGUCAUGCCAAGAGGUUCUGUCAUGGACUAUCAGCAGGCAGUUACCCCAAUGCAUCCUUUUCAGACACCCCCUAUCAGGAACCUUCUUGGACAUAACACUUCAUGGAUGUCUCAGGUCCCCUUUCGCGGUCCCUGGGUUCCUUCUCCGCAACCUUCAGUACCAGAGGCCAGUAUACGUUUUACAGCAUUUCCUAAUACAGAACCUGUUCAGUUGACUCCUGUAAAGGAUACAACUGUGCCGCAUUCCUCUGGUACAAAACAUGUCUCAUCCAGUCCUAUGGUUCAAACUGGUGCUCUAGCUAGUGUAUUCACCACUGCUGCUCCUGUGGUUGACUUGAAAAAGGUGACGUCAUCACCUGGGCAGCAUUCUGCUGAUACUAAGCCUAGAAAAAGAAAAAAGAACCAAGCUUCUGAGCAAACGAGCCAGGUUAUUUUGCAAUCUCAAUCCAAACCAGAAGCACUUUUUGCACCAGUGGUAUUUAGUAAUCUGACUACAUCUGUUGCCAUCACAAGCCCUGCUUCUUUCGUGUCUCAAGCUAUGCCAGAGAAAUUGGUUGUGUCUGCAACUCCUACACCUUCUUCUGAUUCUCUUAGAAAAGCAGACCAUGAUGUAGUGCAGAAGGCUAUUUUAUCGGAAGAAACUCAUAGUAAAAUUAAGGAGGCUAGUAAACAGGCGGAGGAUGCAGCUGCUCCUGCUGCUGCAGCCGUUGGGUACAGCCAAGAAAUAUGGGGUCAGUUGGAGAAGCGGAAAACUUCUGGAUUGGUAUCGGAUGUUGAAGCUAAAUUGGCGUCUGCUGCUGUAGCAGUAGCAGCUGCUGCUGCUGUUGCAAAGGCGGCUGCUGCAGUUGCCAAUGUCGCAUCCAAUGCGGCAUUGCAAGCAAAAUUGAUGGCUGAUGAAGCAUUUGUUUCACAUAGCUUUGAAAAUCCCAGUCAAAGUACUAGAAUUUCAUUUUCUGAAAGGGUGAACGAAUUUGGAAAGGCUACUCCUGCAUCUAUUUUGAGGGGAGAAGAUGGAGCGAACAGUUCAAGUUCAAUAAUUACUGCUGCUAGGGAGGCUGCUAGGAGAAAAGUGGAAGCUGCAUCAGCCGCCUCAAAGCGAGCUGAAAAUAUGGAUGCGAUUGUAAAAGCUGCUGAGUUGGCUGCAGAAGCUGUUUCACAAGCUGGGAAGAUUGUCGCAAUGGGUGAUACUUUACCUCUGAACGAGCUAAUAGAAGCUGGUCCAGAGGGUUACUGGAGAGCACCUCAAUUAUCUUCAGAGUGGGUUGCAAAAUCAACCGAAAUAACUAGAGAGCAAUCGAGAGUUGGAGGUGUUGGAGAAGGUGCAAAUUUUUCUGCUAAGAAUUCAAAAGAUGGAAGAUUAGGUAAGAAAGAAACACAGACGACUGUUAAUGAGAAGUCUUCUAUUUCAAGAGAGGUGACCAAAGAAUCAAUGGAGGAGCAUUUGAGACUGGUAGAUGGAAUCUCUGGUUCUGUUAUAGCCAGUGAGAGGGAAUCAAGGGGACAGAAAGGUCACAAAGUUUCUGAUUUGACCAAAAACAUUGUCGUCGUACUCGAAUCUGAGACUAUUCCAAAGUCUUCUUCCAUUAAUGUUGAGAAUGACGUUGAAAAGGCAGCUGAAGUCCUUAAAGAAAAUAACAUCAAGGAAGGUUCUAAAGUUGAGGUAUUUAAAGAUGGUGAUGGAUUUAAAGCAGCCUGGUACACAGCAAAUGUUCUGAGUUUGAAUGAUGGGAAAGCUUGUGUAUCUUACACGGAGAUUGAACAGGAUGGCUUAGCACAAUUACAAGAAUGGGUGGCUCUUGAAGGUGAGGGUGAUGACCGACCCAAAAUUCGUAUUGCCCGCCCUGUUACUGCAGUGCGAUAUGAAGGCACGAGGAAAAGGCGCAGAGCAGCCAUGGGGGACUAUAAUUGGUCUGUCGGAGAUAGAGUUGAUGCAUGGAUGACAAAUAGCUGGUGGGAAGGAGUUGUCACCGAAAAGAAUAAAAAGGAUGAAACAUCAGUCACGGUCCAUUUUCCUGCUCAAGGUGAAACAUCAGUCGUCAAAGCAUGGCACCUUCGGCCUUCUCUCAUUUGGAAGGAUGGAGAAUGGGCGGAAUGGUCAAACUUGCGGAAUGAUUCCUCCCCACACGAGGGUGAUAUUCCACAGGAGAAGCGUUUAAAGUUGGGCAGUCCAGCUAUGGAAGCCAAAGGGAAAGACAAGAUAGAAAAAAGCACCGACAACUUGGAUGCAGGGAAACUUGAAGAAUCAAGAAUACUGGAUUUGGCUGCAACUGAAAAGAGAUUUAAUGUCGGUAAGAGCACUAGAAAUGUCAGCAAGCCUGAUGCACCCAGAAUGGUUCGAACUGGUUUGCAGAAGCAGGGAUCGGGAGUGAUAUUUGGUGUUCCUAAACCAGGAAAGAAGAGAAAGUUUAUGGAAGUUAGCAAAUAUAAUGUGGCAGAUCAGAGCAAUAAGAACAUCGAGGCAAAUGAUUCGCUUAAAUAUUUGAAGUACAUGGCGCCACAAGGACCAGGAUCCCGUGGACUGAAAAAUGAUCCCAAGGAAAAACGGAUAGCUGAAUCAAAGCUUAAAGGUCUUAAGUCUGGGAAGCCGCAAGCCGUUUCAGGUAGAACUGUCCUGCAGAGGGAGAACUUUUCAACGAGUGCAAUUUCCACUUCUGGUGAUAGCACUGCUGGAGACCACACGGGAAAUGCAAAGGAUUCUUUAAGCAAUGUUGAUAAUUUGUCCAGAAAGCAAAACUUGAUGGAAACCGUGUCCUUUUCUGGCUCUGUAGGACCAGCAGAAACCCCAUUUAUCUUUGCUUCGUUGGCCCCGGCACUAGAUGGUCCAUCAAAGAAAAUUUCUACAUCAACUGCUAAAUCUGAACGGGCAAAUAAAGGAAAACUUGCACCUGCUAGUGGAAAGUUGGGUAAAAUUGAGGAGGACAAAGUUUUUAAUGGCAACACCACCAGAUCAACAUCCGAAGUUGUUGAGCCCCGCAGAUCUAAUCGCAGAAUUCAGCCAACAUCUAGACUAUUGGAAGGAUUACAAAGCUCAUUGAUCAUACCAAAGUUUCCUUCAGUUUCACAUGACAAGGGUCACAGAGUUCAAAAUAAAAGUACUUCUAGAGGGAACAAUCAUGGUUGAGAGCUGUUGCACGGAUGGGCUCCAGUCCAAGGAUUGUCGGUUAGUGGAUAACCAAAGAAUCUAGCUUAGUUUAUGUGUAUAUUUAUGGUAGGGGAUAAAACUAGGAAAAGAAUUUCCUCUUUCCUUGGUUUUAGCCACUCAUAACAAUCUAGUCGGUAGAUGUUUAUAUUGAUUUUAGUUCAAAAGAUUCAAUUUUCUUAGGUCUUACUAGCUUUGUAUAUGGAAAUCCCUCCAUGUAGUUGGCUUGUGAUUGCAGAGGUGGUUUUCAGAGGAUUCACAAACUCUUGCUGCUUAAUCCCUUUUGAGAAAUAGUUCCUCUUGUGUCUCUCUAUCAAACCUAUCUCCAGCGAACACGUGCGAUCAUGAAAUUAUUUAAAAAUUAAAUAAUUUAUAUGGGAUUCUAUUCAA